AUGAUUAUUGCAAUAUCACAGCAAGAGAAAGAGAAAGCUAAUACAGCAACUGAUAAUUUUGAUGUUUUGUUGGAUCCAAAGAAAAAUACUGGAAAUGAAGAAGAUUUGAUUACUUUAUUUCAGUCAGCCAUGAGAAAAGUUCCACAACAAGUUGUUAUAGUAACCACAGCCAAACAAGAUAAAAAUGGGAAAUGGGUAAAACGUGGUAUAACUUGUAGUUCCUUUACCAGUGUUUCUAUCAAACCACCUAUUUUAUCAUUCUGUAUUCAUACACCAAGUCGAAUCCAUGAAAUUUUACAAGAAAAUGAAAAAUUUGCAGUUCAUGUGUUAGCUCAAGACCAGAUACAUCAAUGUUUACAUUUUGCUAAAUCCUGGGCCAGUGAUUCGUGUCAAUUCGAAAGUGUACCUCAUGUACAGGGAGAAAAGGGAUUACCUAUAAUAAUGGGGUCUCUAGCUGUAUUACUGUGUACUACUCAUUCUAUACAUACAGUAGGGGAUCAUCAGGUUUAUUAUGGUAAUAUACAGAAUGCCAGUGUCUCUCAUGAUCUACAAGAUCCAUUGCUAUACUUUGUGAGGUCAUUCCGUUCUGUAGGUGAUCAGGUAUUUCUACAAGCGUUUGAAGAUGCUACUCUACCAUUUGAAGACUGGACUCAUGAAGCUCAUCUUCGUAUGGCGUGGAACUACAUCAAACAAUAUGGUAGAGAUCAAGCUACACCUUAUAUCAAACUAGGAAUUCAGAAAUAUAAUGAAAAGAACAAGGAUAAGAUACAAACAGGCUAUCACGAAACCAUCACCAUGUUUUUUAUUCACUUGGUAACAGACGCCAUCAAUAAGGUUACCAGUGACGUUUCGUUCGAUGAUUUUCUCCGUCAAAAUCAACAUUUACUGGACAACAGUUUAUUGUUUCAGUAUUAUAGUAAAGAAACAUUAGCCAAUAGUGAGGCUAGAUUACGUUUUGUGGAACCCGAUAAGAAGUCAUUACCAUGUUGAUAUUCAGUAG
Molecule: messenger RNA, 1000 nt
Organism: Lottia gigantea (owl limpet)
Lineage: Eukaryota; Metazoa; Mollusca; Gastropoda; Lottiidae
Exons: 10
Coding region: 1-990 (329 amino acids)
Molecular function (GO): riboflavin reductase (NADPH) activity; FMN binding
Source: RefSeq, a predicted model, not a curated record